AUGAUAUGUUCCAAAAUGAUCGAUGAAGUCGACUACUUUGAUCACAUAAAUGCAUGUAUUGAUAUAUCAUCAGCCAAACCAAACAACGCCCAGGAGUGUUAUAUCUGCUCUAAAGAAAUUGCCGAAGUUGAUUUUAUUACUCAUGCUAAUGCAUGUGCCUCUGAAUUAUCUUCAAGUUCGAAAUCAAAAUUAACAACUAGACAAACUCAAAGCUUGUGUUUUACAUGUUCAUUGCCAAUAGAUUCUUCGAAAAGUUCUAGUCAUACCAUUUCAUGUCCAUCACGUCAUAUGUAUUGUCUAAAAUGUUUUCAGCGUUCAAUGAAUGAAUACAUUAAAUCUAAUACUCCUCCUGUUUGUCAUUCAACUCUCUGUAAUUAUCAGUUGUCUCGAUAUGAUGUUGCAUGUUUACCACUUGAAUCAGAUACUAUCAAACAUUUACUAACUUGUGUCAAAAGUGCGCAACGUCCUCAAUGUCCUUUAUGUCUCUUCUAUGUUGACUUUAAUUCUAUGAGCGACUUAGAAAAUCAUGCAGCUUUGUGUAACUCAGAGAAUUUAAUUGCUUGUGAAUAUUGUCAUUGUCUAUACAAUAUGUAUCGAAUGGAUGACCAUUUACAGCAAUGUCGCAAUCUUUCUCAUUAUCAACAACAACAAGCAUUAAUAGAUUUCAUUGUACCACGAACUAAAUAUCCCAUGACAUCCCAAGAAAUUCGUGUUUUUAUCGAACAUAGAAGGAAGAGCCAUUUGCCACUUGAUCCACAUUCAAUCAUUGAUGCACUAGCUGUACUUGGUAAGUUUUAA
Rotaria sp. Silwood2 is the source of this 798-nucleotide messenger RNA. NCBI's taxonomy places the organism in Eukaryota, Metazoa, Rotifera, Eurotatoria, Philodinida, Philodinidae. The record is from the annotation of a GenBank genome assembly.